AUGACUUCAUCAAAGAUUCCAUUUUUUCUUGUUGCUCUUUGCACGUUAGGAGGGAGCCAGAUCCCACUAUCUAAGGGGAUGGAGGUCAAAGGGCUUGGCAAGUAUUUAGCAGAUAAUCGUGUACCGCCGCAUAGGACAGACACAAGAAACUUGAAUUCUGGAUUGAGGAAGAACAUACCAGUUCCAGGACUUCGCGGGCACGACAAUUUGGUAGUAAGGAACCAGGAGGGUAGCAAUGCGGAACUGAUUCCAGAAAAUCAAGAUGUCAUUUCUAGGUCUAAAAACAAGGAAAUCGACCACCGGAUCAACGCGCUCAAGCUGGAUCAUGCAUUGCGAGCUGUCGCCGUUCAUCUAGAUGAAUUGCGUAAUUAUAUCGAGCCAAUUGAAGAGACCGUAGGCGCUGAGAUCACAGAACCUGAGAAUGUUGCAGAGUCUCCCUUGAAAUUCAUUCCACUCUCUCGGAAACCUUGAACCAGAGGUCAAGUAAAAGAAUGAUCAAAAAUAGUGUGGUUCCAAUUUGGAAACAUCUCCAAGCGGAG
Molecule: messenger RNA, 539 nt
Organism: Puccinia graminis f. sp. tritici CRL 75-36-700-3
Lineage: Eukaryota; Fungi; Basidiomycota; Pucciniomycetes; Pucciniales; Pucciniaceae
Exons: 3
Coding region: 1-471 (156 amino acids)
Source: RefSeq, a predicted model, not a curated record